AGGUGGGAGAAGGAGGCUAGGGAUGUCCAAGGGGCGGACGACCAAGCCCUGAUCGCCAUGCUCCAAGCUGCACUCCCCCAAGGGGAUGUGCGUAAGGAGCUGCGACGGAAUCCUCUCUCGACCUAUCAAGAGAUGUUGGCCAGGGCGAAGUACCUGGCGCUGGAAGAGGAAGAUGAUGAGCCACCAGUCCGGAAGGAGCAUCCUGUUCACGCGGUACAGUCGUUGCCGGCCCCUCCUCAUGGUCGGGAAAGCUAUGGUGUGCAAGAUGCACCCAAAUACUGCGAGUACCACCGUAACAGCACCCAUAACACGUCGGAGUGCGUUACGCUGAAGAAGGAGAUGGAUCAGCUGAUCGCUAGAGGGCCACCUCCUCGGUCAGAGCGACCGUCCUCAAGUAACCGGACCUGGAGGAGGCCGCCAGCCCCCACGGCAGCGAUCACAGCAGGAGAGGGGCAAGAAGAUGGACGGUGGCACCUAGGGCGAGAUUGUGGCGACAUAGAUGAGGAGGAGAGGCAAGGUCGCCGACACCUGGGGUGUCGGUUCAUCAUGGGAGGAAACACUGGAGGAGAUUCGGUAUCCUCCCGGAAGAAGUGGAAGAACAUGGUGUACCUGGCCGAGGUACAAAGGCCACCGCUGCCUAAGCGAAAGAAGAAGGAACCUCUGAUCUUUACAGACGAGGAUUAUCCCCCAGUCCUCAGCCCUCACAAGGACGCUCUGGUGAAUAGAGUGGAGAUCAAUAAUGUGGUUGUUCACCGAACCUUGAUCGAUACGGGCAGCUCGGUCAACGUAAUGUACAACAACACCUUUAAGGAGUUGAGAUUGUCCCGAAGCGACCUGAAACCAAUCCAUACGCCGCUGUCAGGAUUUACAGGGGAUACUAUUGAAGCGGAAGGAACUAUCAUGGUAAAGGCCGGGGUAGGAGAUGGCACCCACCGACUCUGGGUCGACAUGGAAUUUAUGGUAGUACAGCUCGACUGUGCACACCAUCUGAUUCUGGGACGACCAGGGUUGGAGGACCUGGAGUGCGUAAUCUCCCCCGUCCACUUAUGCCUAAAGUUCAACACUCCCACAGGGGUGGGAGUAGCAAAGGGGAACCAGAGC
Cuscuta campestris is the source of this 1101-nucleotide messenger RNA. The record is from the annotation of a GenBank genome assembly. NCBI's taxonomy places the organism in Eukaryota, Viridiplantae, Streptophyta, Magnoliopsida, Solanales, Convolvulaceae.